This is a messenger RNA of Sphaerulina musiva SO2202, 1004 nucleotides long. RefSeq lists its product as uncharacterized. The record is from RefSeq and is a predicted model, not a curated record. The coding region runs from base 725 to 907 and encodes 60 amino acids. NCBI's taxonomy places the organism in Eukaryota, Fungi, Ascomycota, Dothideomycetes, Mycosphaerellales, Mycosphaerellaceae. The transcript has 3 exons.
UGGACAGCCCCAUGGCCUCAGACAUGAUGGCAUUUGCGCAGGAGGGGUCGAUUGAUGGGACUUGGAGCCAUCGCGCUAUACAAGGCUGGAUAUUGUAUCCGAGCUUCUUCAACCUGGUGCUAAUGCUGACAUUGAAAGUACAGUACGCUGGGCAGGACGGCCGAGAUAUUCGCCGAAGAGCCAGGCAAUAGAGCUGCUUUUGCACUAUUGAGUGAAGUCCGAUCGGCAAGAUUUGUUGGUGACCGCAUCAUAAGGUAAGAACAAGACGAUUUGAAAUUGAGAGAGAGGGUUGGAAAGUGCUAGAGCAACUCCAAAGACGAAGCACCUGCGACUUGGCUUGCUACGGACAGUGGUUCGCGCGAAGUAUGAAUGGACGUUAUUUGCGCUGACGCAGAGGGAUACGUACCUUACUGUGUCGUUGACACAUUAAGUCAGGCACACAUGUGCCCAGCGACAGCUCAGGUACCUUACCUGUAGGAUGUAUCCGGAGGUAGUACCUAGUAGAUUACGUGACAGGCUGACAGCUUUUGCAAUGCAACAUUCACAGCCACCGACCACAUUGCAACCAACACGCAGGCUACGAUCGCUCCCCCAAUGUCGGCUGUGCAGAACGCUAUAUAUGUGGAUUCUCUGAAUUCUACUCCUCAGCGGCCUCGGCCGUUUCCAGAGCAUUACAAGGGAUGCCUCCAUUGGUACGAGCAACGUCGAUUCUGCCUAUUGAGUAAUGUUUGACAAGUUCGCUGAUCCAGGCCUGACUAGGUAUUCGUAUCGUGAAGGCUUUUGCCGGAGGCAUACACCAGGUCAACCGCUGUGCCUUGAGGCAUCGGCUUGCUUAUGUGCUGGAUCAACAGGGGAUUCCUACAGUACCCGGGCUUUCAUAGGUUGUGGCGAGCUCCAGCGCUACUAAGCAGUGGCCCACUUUUGUUGAAGAGCACUCCAAUGCAUCAAGAGUCUGUACGAUACCGAUCAUUACCUGACCGAUGUACCAAGCAGCUUGCAAUACC